GCACAUCACACAUAUAUACAACACGUACUCCUUUUUAAAGUCACGAGACCCCCUCUGCUCGAUCUGUAUCUAUUUAUGUAUGUUCUUUCAAUUCUAGAGAGAGAGAGAGGAGUGUCGCCAGGCCAGAAGCGGUGGCAGAGAAACUGAUAGAGAACUUUCAAGCUGCUUAGCUUAGCUUGCUGCUCCUCAUCGCCUUUCUUCAUCAUCACUCAACUCAAUCUCUCCCUAGCUAGCUAGUAACAUGAUUUCAGUCCCAAACUGAAUGUCUCUUAAUUCUAUCUAUCCAUUCAAUUCGAUCACAAACUUCUCUUCUCUUUAAUUUUAAUUUUCAUUUUCCAUCCCGCCCUCUCAUCACUUAGCUAGCUAGCUUGUGUCUUUCUCUGUUGGUCACUACUAUACACGUACAAACUGCGGGCACCAUCCAUGAGACCUGAGGGGAAUCCACUCGACCUUAACAACUUACCUGAUGAUUACUCUAGAGAUGGUAAACAAGUCCUUGAAGACAGCUCUUCUUGUGCCGGGUAUAGGAAAAAGAAAAGCGGCGGCAAAGAUGAGUGUGGUAAGGUGUAUGAAUGCAGGUUUUGCUCCCUCAAGUUCUGCAAGUCUCAAGCUCUUGGGGGACACAUGAACCGCCACCGCCAAGAGAGGGAGACAGAAACAUUGAACCGGGCUCGUCAACUUGUUUUCAGUAACGAUAACAUGUUAACCCAAGGAACUCACCACCUAGGGUGUCAAGGAAUUCCUCACGGAGGCUAUCAUCAUCAAUCAAGCAACAUAGGAGAUCCUACACUUCAAUACAGAUCAAUCUACCCAACAAGACUAUUUUCCGGCACCUCCACCAACACACUCAUACCAACGCCGCCUCCGCCUGGACAGCCACCGCCAGUUCAACCAUACGUGUACGCUUCCCCUCCGCGCCUGCAGGUUUCUUUCCCAUCCUCACACUAUCCCGUCAAUGACUACUUUGUCGGUCACGUCCUCCCCACCACUCAAUCCAGCCCUAGCUACGCCUCCGCCGCGCCACCAGAAACCAGCUACACCUGCAUCGGUGCACCAGUGGGGCACGGCGUGCUACCCAGCGGCCGAGGAAGCUCGGAAGGGGUUCCUGGUGGUGGCGUUGCUGUCAGAGACAUGUCACUCUACAGUAAUGCUUCACCCAUCAAUCGGUUUCAAGACGGAUUCUAGUACUAUAGCUCUUAGUGGGUAGCUUAGCUAAGCGGAAAAAAAAAAAA
Molecule: messenger RNA, 1232 nt
Organism: Ipomoea nil (Japanese morning glory)
Lineage: Eukaryota; Viridiplantae; Streptophyta; Magnoliopsida; Solanales; Convolvulaceae
Product: zinc finger protein JAGGED-like
Exons: 5
Coding region: 424-1185 (253 amino acids)
Molecular function (GO): DNA-binding transcription factor activity
Source: RefSeq, a predicted model, not a curated record